ACGUGUCGGCACAGAGACGUCCCCGUGACGGCACGAGAUGGCGGCAUCCACGACAGCACGCGACGUCCAGCUGCCGCAGCACAGAGACGGCACGUGACGGCACGGCGAGACAGCACGACGUGCCGUCUCUGUGCCGUCUCUGUGCCAGCAGAAAACGCUACCGGCGGGGAGCGAUUUUAUCGCAUAUAAAAAUAACGCUAAAUAAAAAUUAGUUAGAACGCAUAACUAAGCAUCUACAUCAUAAAUAAUUAAUAAAUUUUGUUAUAUAGUAUAAAAAAAAUUUUAUUUAAGAAAAAAAAAUCUGCCGGGUGUAGGGCUGGAACUCACGAUCUUUGGAUCAGAAGUCCGAAGCUCUAGCCUCUGAGCCACAACUCUUCUUACAAUUUGAUGCACAAUUGCACCUAAUAAUCAUCGCUAAUAAUUAGAAUUAUGUAAUAAAAUAAUGUUUAAAUGUAAUUCGGUUUGGAGAGAAUAAAAAAAGUAAUAAAUGUAUGCUCUUUACUAAUUAAAGUCCAUAAUUAUUAAUAAUGCAACAUUCUGAGCACGCGGCACGCGUGCUGUCGCUGUGCAGUCUCUGUGCCGUCGCGUACAGACGCCCUAGGACGCAUGUCGAGACAGCAACUGGACGGCACACGGACAGCACGCCGUGCGGCACAACAAGUCUCGGUGGAGACAGCACGUGCUGUUAUCUGGGAUGGUGCGCACGCUCGCAUCAAUAUAUUAUAUAUGUACUACCAUAUGCCGGCUCUGGAAAAAAAAUUUUGUAAACAUAACCUAUAUAUAUACAAACUACAAGACUGCAGUAGCACACAUAGAUGAAAUUGUUAAGUUUAUAGUUGAAUACUUUGUUAUAUUUAUUAUUGUUAUCGAAAUGCCACCAAAGAAAGCCGCAGCAGGUGGUGGUGCGAAAGCCGGGAAAUCGAAAGGUGGCGGGGAUGAUGGUGACAAAGGAAAGGGAGAGAAGAAAGGAGGAACUUCUGUUAAGGUUCGUCACAUACUUUGCGAGAAACAAUCGAAAAUUUUGGAAGCCAUGGAAAAACUGAAAGCUGGUCAGAAAUUUAACGAAGUUGCUGCCACUUAUAGUGAAGAUAAAGCCAGAUCUGGUGGUGAUCUUGGAUGGAUGACAAGAGGUUCGAUGGUGGGUCCAUUUCAGGAAGCAGCGUUCGCUUUACCCAUAUCUAGUCUUGGCUCUCCAGUCUACACAGAUCCACCGGUGAAAACGAAAUUUGGUUAUCACAUCAUCAUGGUAGAGGGAAAGAAAUAAAUGACUUGGUAUUUGCACAUAUUAUUAAUUAAUUUUGUUUAAUAAAGAUUUUUCUUGUACAAAAAAAAAACAAA
Nasonia vitripennis (jewel wasp) is the source of this 1338-nucleotide messenger RNA. Its product is annotated as peptidyl-prolyl cis-trans isomerase NIMA-interacting 4. The transcript is spliced from 3 exons. Gene Ontology annotation, molecular function: peptidyl-prolyl cis-trans isomerase activity; DNA binding. The record is from RefSeq and is a predicted model, not a curated record. Gene Ontology annotation, biological process: rRNA processing. Lineage: Eukaryota; Metazoa; Arthropoda; Insecta; Hymenoptera; Pteromalidae. The coding region runs from base 695 to 1264 and encodes 189 amino acids.